Molecule: messenger RNA, 361 nt
Organism: Staurois parvus
Lineage: Eukaryota; Metazoa; Chordata; Amphibia; Anura; Ranidae
Source: the annotation of a GenBank genome assembly
UAAUAUAAUUGGUUUACGCGAAAGUUAUAGCAUUUACAAAUGGUGGUAUAGAUACUGGAUUUUAUUUUUUUUUUACUAGUAAUGGCGGUGAUCAGCGACUUAUAGUGGGACUGCGGUGGGCAUUUUGACACUGGGGGGAAUUGACUUGGUGUCACUGACAUCCCCAGUGACAUCAAUACAGUAAUCAGUGCUAAUAAAAAGCACUGACACUGUACUAAUGGCACUGGGCAGGAAGGGGUUUACAUGUGGGGUGAUCAAAGGGUUAACUGUGUACUGUGUGCUAGUGCUUUCCACUGCAAGCACACUGCUUUGUAUGGCUCUGCAUAGCAGAGCCAUACAAAGCAGUGUGCAGGAGCUGACA